This is a messenger RNA of Elgaria multicarinata webbii, 6946 nucleotides long. RefSeq names its product ATP binding cassette subfamily A member 4 (gene ABCA4). Lineage: Eukaryota; Metazoa; Chordata; Lepidosauria; Squamata; Anguidae. The record is from RefSeq and is a predicted model, not a curated record. The transcript has 48 exons. Gene Ontology annotation, cellular component: membrane; intracellular membrane-bounded organelle. Bases 1 to 6771 code for a protein of 2256 amino acids. Gene Ontology annotation, molecular function: ATPase-coupled intramembrane lipid carrier activity; ABC-type transporter activity; ATP binding. Gene Ontology annotation, biological process: transmembrane transport; lipid transport.
AUGAGUUUCCUCCGACAGGUCAGUCUUCUGCUAUGGAAAAAUUGGAUACUUCGGAAACGGCAGAAGCUUCGUCUUCUAAUUGAACUUUUAUGGCCUUUGUCCUUAUUUUUUGUCCUAGUCUGGCUGAGGAACGUUAACCCAGUCUAUCGCCAACAUGAAUGUCAUUUCCCAAAUAAGGCCAUGCCCUCUGCAGGAACUCUGCCAUGGUUACAGGGCAUCUUCUGUAACAUGAACAAUCCUUGUUUCAAAAGUCCUACCAGUGGAGAGUCCCCUGGUGUUGUGUCCAACUACAAUAAUUCCAUUUUAGCAAGAGUAUACCAAGAUGCUCAAGAACUAUUGCUGGAAAGCCAUGAAACAGAACUGGGCAGACUCUGGGAAGAAUUGCGCACCAUCACCCAGUUUAUGGAAACCAUGAGGACGAAUCCUGAAAGGAUUGCAGGAAAAGGCAUACGAAUCCAGGAUAUCUUAAAAGAUGGGGAGAAUCUAACUACGUUUCUGCUUGAAGAUAUAGGCCUGCCUGAUGUGGUGGUUUAUCACCUGAUUAACGCGCAAGUGCGACCUGAACAGUUUGCCUUUGGCGUCCCAGACUUGACUUUGAAAGAUAUCGCCUGCAGCAAGGCCUUGCUGAAUCGCUUUAUUAUCUUCAGGAGGCCAAGUGGCUUUCAAGCUGUGUAUAGCGCAAUGUGUGCCCUUUCCCAAGAGGCCUUGCAGAAGGUCGAAGACUCUUUGUAUGCAAAUACAGACUUCUUUAAGCUUUUCCAUCGGCUUCCUACUGUUUUAGACAGUAACACACAAGGUGCCGAUUUGCGAUCAUGGGGGCGAAUACUUUCUAAUGUAUCUCAAGCAGUGCAAAAGCUAGCACGUAGGCCAAGCGUUCAAGACCUUUUGUCCACUCUGCAACCGCUGCUGCAAGAUGGAGAGCCAGCCUCCUUAUGGCAGCUGAUGAGUACUUUAUCUCAACUCCUCUGUGGUUACCCAGAGGGAGGGGGUUCCAGAAUACUCUCUCUCAACUGGUACGAAGAUAAUAAUUACAAGGCUUUCCUUGGGGUUGACUCCACGAAGAAGGAAUCCGUUUAUUUUUAUGACAACACAACCACACCCUUUUGUAAUACAUUGAUCCAGACCGUAGAAUCGAACCCUUUGACCAAAAUAGCCUGGAGGUCCGUGAAACCGCUAUUGAUGGGGAAAAUCCUCUUUGCUCCUGAUUUACCUGCUGUGCAGAAAAUAAUAAAGAAUGCAAAUUCCACAUUUGAGGAACUUGAGCGACUCCAACUCCUGGCUAAAGCCUGGAAAGAAGUGGGACCUCAGGUGUGGAACUUCUUCCAAGACAGCGUGCAAAUGAACAUGAUCCGGGACACUUUGCAAAACCCUACAGUGAAAGGUUUCUUAAAUGAGCAGCUGCAUUCUGAAGAUUUAACUGCAGAAGACAUUAUCAAUUUUCUCUACAAUGGUCCACCUGAGAGAAGAAAGGAGGGUGUGGUGAACUUUGAUUGGAGAAAUGUCUUCAGUGUCACCAACCAAGUUCUGCAUAUGGUUCACCAGUACCUAGAGUGUUUGACUCUUGACAAAUUUGAAGGCCACGCUGAUGAAUUUCGGGUGACUCGUCGUGCUCUCUAUCUUCUGGAGGAAAACAAGUUCUGGGCUGCUGUUGUCUUUUCUGAUCUGGACCCAACAGCCAACCGACUGCCACCUCAUGUGAAAUACAAGAUUCGUAUGGGUAUUGAUGCAGUGGAGAAAACAAACAAAAUCAAAGACAGGUACUGGGAUCCUGGUCCAAGAGCUGACCCAGUGGAUGAUUUGCGGUACAUCUGGGGAGGGUUUGCCUAUCUGCAAGACAUGAUUGAGCAUGGGAUUAUCAAGACCCAGACCAGUGUUGAAGUGCCUCCAGGGAUCUACUUGCAACAAAUGCCCUAUCCCUGCUUUGUAGAUGAUGUCUUCAUGGUUACUCUGAAUCGGUCCUUCCCCAUUUUCAUGGUGCUGGCUUGGAUCUACUCAGUUUCUAUGACUGUAAAGAGCAUCGUGCUGGAGAAAGAAAUGAGACUGAAGGAGGCCAUGAAGAACAGGGGUGUCACAAAUGGGGCAAUUUGGUUCACAUGGUUUCUAGACAGCUUUAUCAUGAUGGCUGUGAGCACAUUUCUCCUGACGGCACUCGUUACGUAUGGCAAAGUGCUUCAUUACAGCAAUCCCCAGCUCCUGUUCUUGUUCCUGUUGACCUUCACCAUAGCCAGCAUCAUGCAAUGCUUCUUGCUCAGCACUUUUUUCUCUAAGGCUAAUCUGGCAGCUGCCUGCAGUGGAGUCAUCUACUUUACCCUCUACCUGCCUCACAUUGUCUGCUUUGCCUGGCAGGACCGUCUGACUGUUAAGCUAAAGAUCAUGGCAAGCUUGCUUUCACCUGUGGCUUUUGGGUUCGGUACAGAAUACUUGUCACGCUAUGAGGAGCAAGGACUUGGGCUACAGUGGGAUAACAUCUGGAUCAGCCCACUGGAAGGCGAUCAGUACAGUUUCUUGCUCUCUAUAGAGAUGAUGUUUUUUGAUGCUUUUAUCUAUGGAUUGCUUGCUUGGUACUUGGAUAAUGUCUUCCCAGGAGACUAUGGGAUACCACGGCCUUGGUAUUUCCCUUUGCAGCAGUCAUACUGGCUUGGGUCAGGACGCCCAAAGGCUGAGAAAACAACAACUGCGGAUGGUGAGCUAUCAAACCUGUACUUCGAAGCUGAGCCUUCUGGUCUGGUCCCAGGUGUGUGCAUUCAGAACCUGGUGAAGAUCUUCCCCAAUCGCUCUAAGCCCGCAGUGGAUGGAAUGAAUAUUACUUUCUAUGAGGGCCAGAUCACCGCUUUCCUCGGCCACAAUGGAGCUGGAAAGACAACCACUAUGUCUAUCCUCACAGGUUUGUUCCCACCUACAUCUGGAACAAUACUGGUGGGUGGAAAGGACAUCCAGACACACAUGGACUCCAUCCAGCAGAGUUUAGGCAUGUGCCCUCAGUACAACAUCUUGUUCAAUCACCUUACUGUCGCAGAACACAUCCGGUUUUAUGCUCGGCUGAAAGGGAGAUCCAGAGAGGAGGCAGAACUGGAAGUAGAGAUGAUGCUCGAAGACAUUGGCCUGCCGCAUAAAAGGAACGAAGAGGCUCAAAACCUGUCAGGUGGCAUGCAGCGGAAGCUGUCUGUUGCCAUUGCUUUUGUUGGCGAAGCAAAAGUGGUUGUCCUGGAUGAACCCACUUCAGGAGUUGAUCCGUAUUCCAGACGGUCUAUUUGGGACCUCCUACUGAAGUAUCGUUCAGGUAGGACUAUCAUUCUUUCAACCCACCACAUGGAUGAAGCAGACAUCCUUGGAGAUCGGGUUGCUAUCAUUUCCCAAGGAAAGCUGCACUGCUCAGGAUCUCCUGUUUUCCUAAAGAACUCCUUUGGGACAGGCUUUUAUCUCACCUUGGUCCGCAAGAUGAAAAACAUUCAAAGUGGUGGAGCAAAAGAGGCUACCUCCUGCAGCCUGGGAUCCAAAUGUUCGUGUUCUUGCUCUGGCUGCGUACCUACAAGCAAGGCAGAAACUGUGGAACAGGAACUGGAUGGUGAUGUGAAUGAACUAAAUGAACUGAUCCAUCAUCAUGUUCCGGAAGCAAAGUUAAUCGAAAGUAUCGGUCAGGAGCUUAUCUACCUGCUCCCCAGUAAGAAUUUUAAGCAACGAUCCUACGCCAGUCUCUUCAGAGAGUUAGAGGAAACCCUGGCUGAUGUGGGACUCAGCAGUUUUGGGAUUUCAGACACGCCACUUGAAGAGGUUUUCUUGAAGGUUACGGCAGAGGCUGAUCCUGGAAUGCAGAAUGCAGGAGCUGCCCAGGAAAAUGGUGCCACUGGACAAGAAGAGGGAGCCCAGCAAAAUACUCUGCCAGCCAAUGGCACUUCGCGCACUCCUGUUGCUCUGGAAGGAUAUGGGAGUGGUGGCAAAGGAUCCAGUCAGAAUAAAGGUUGCCAGCUUGUCCUUCAGCAGAUCAAAGCACUUCUCAUCAAACGAUUCCAUCAUUCCACCCGUAGCUUGAAAGACUUCUUUGCUCAGAUUAUUCUCCCGGCUAGCUUUGUGCUGCUGGCUCUGAUACUUACAGUCCUCAUCCCUCCAUUUGGUGAAUACCCCAGUCUCACCCUCCACCCCUGGAUCUAUGGACAGCAGUUCACUUUCUUCAGCAACGAGCGACCUGGAAGUGAGCAAAUGGUUUCUCUUAUUGACGCCUUCUUAAAUAAACCAGGAUUUGGAAAUCGCUGCUUGAAGAGAGAGCCACUUCAGAACUACCCUUGUGUUAAUACCUCAACACCCUGGAUGACACCAACCGUUCCUUACAACGUCUCUGCUCGUUUUCGAACGAACGUAUGGAAACCCGACAACCCCUCGCCCUCCUGCAGAUGCAGCACGAGGAAGAAACUCUCUAUGCUUCCAGAGUGCCCUUUGGGAGCUGGUGGACUUCCUCCUCCACAGAGAGUUCAGCGUAGCACAGAAAUUCUUCAGGAUCUCACGCAUCGAAAUAUUUCCGAUUUCCUAGUAAAAACGUAUCCCGCUCUUAUUAGAAGCAGUUUAAAGAGCAAAUACUGGGUUAACGAACAGAGAUAUGGAGGAAUUUCCAUUGGCGGAAAACUUCCAGUCCUACAUGUCACUGGAGAGCAAAUUGUUGGUUUUCUGAGAGAACUUGGUCAAAUGAUGAACAUAACAGGGGGUGAAGCAACAAUGGCUGCAGCUAAGGAAAUGUCAAAUUUUCUUAAAUACAUGGAAACUGAAGACAAUAUUAAGGUGUGGUUUAACAACAAAGGCUGGCAUGCCUUGGUUAGUUUUCUCAACGUCGCCAACAACGCAGUGCUAAGAGCCAACCUGAAGCAAGGCAGGAACUCCGAGGAUUAUGGGAUAACUGCUAUCAGCCAUCCACUGAACCUCACUAAAGAGCAGCUCUCCGAAGUCACUGUGCUGACCACUUCGGUAGAUGCGGUUGUUUCCAUCUGUGUGAUUUUUGCCAUGUCUUUCAUCCCGGCAAGCUUUGUUUUAUACCUGAUCCAGGAACGAGUGACAAAAGCCAAGCACCUCCAGUUUGUCAGUGGCAUGAGCCCUUUUGUUUACUGGAUCACCAAUUUCCUUUGGGACAUAGUGAAUUAUACCAUAAGUGCUGGCCUAGUGGUGGCAAUAUUCAUUGGCUUUAAAAAGAAAGCCUACAUAUCACCAAGCAACCUCCCUGCACUUAUUACAUUGCUGCUUUUGUAUGGAUGGGCCAUAAUUCCUAUGAUGUAUCCAGCAUCUUGCUUCUUUAGCAUCCCCAGCACUGCCUAUGUUGCCUUGUCUUGCAUUAACCUCUUCAUUGGUAUCAACAGCAGUGCCAUCACAUUUGUCCUGGAGCUCUUUGAAAACAAUCCGUCUCUGCUGAAAUUCAAUAAAACAUUGAAAAAUAUCCUGUUAGUCUUUCCUCAUUUUUGUCUGGGCCGUGGACUCAUUGACUUAGCCAUGAACCAAGCUGUGGUUGAUGUGUAUGCUCAGUUUGGAGAAGAGCAUGUCUUGAAUCCAUUUCACUGGGAUUUCGCUGGAAAAAACAUGGUGGCCCUGGCAGUGCAGGGUGUCGCAUAUUUUAUUUUGAAUCUUCUGACACAGCAUAAUUUCUUCUCUACAAGAUGGUACAAUGUAGUGAUGCUGCCUGUUAUGGAUGAAGAUGAGGAUGUUGCAGAGGAAAGACAACGAAUCAUGGACGGAGGCAGCAAAACAGAUAUUUUGAAAUUACAGAAACUGACCAAGAUUUAUGCAGGAAGACACAUUCCAGCAGUGGAUAGACUCUGUGUCGGCAUUCGUCCUGGGGAGUGCUUUGGUCUCCUGGGCGUGAAUGGAGCUGGCAAGACAACCACGUUCAAAAUGCUGACUGGAGAUACUGGAGUAACAUCUGGAGACGCUGUUGUGGCUGGGCACAGCAUCUUGUCUCAGAUCUCUGGUGUUCAUCAAAACAUGGGCUACUGCCCACAGUUUGAUGCUAUCGAUGAUCUGCUCACAGGGAGAGAGCACUUGUGUCUCUAUGCCCGUCUGCGUGGGGUCCCUGCAGCAGAAGUUGAGAGGGUGGCCGAGUGGGGUGUUCAGAAGCUUGGUCUCUCGACCUAUGCGGAUCAGCUGGCCGGCACGUACAGCGGGGGUAACAAGCGCAAGCUCUCCACGGCCAUUGCACUGAUAGGUUCUCCUCCUUUAGUCCUGCUGGAUGAACCAACUACAGGAAUGGACCCUCAGUCCCGGCGCUUUUUAUGGAACUCAAUUGUCAGCGUGAUCAGAGAUGGAAGAGCUGUGGUACUCACCUCACACAGUAUGGAAGAAUGUGAGGCCCUCUGUACACGUCUGGCCAUCAUGGUUAAGGGGACCUUCAAAUGCCUGGGCACCAUCCAGCAUCUCAAAUACAAAUAUGGAGAUGGCUACAUUGUCACCAUGAAAAUCAAGGCCCCUAAACCUGGAUUGACUCCAGAUCUAAGCCUGACGGAGCACUUCAUACAAGUGAACUUCCCAGGAAGUGUGCAGAGGGAAAAGCAUUACAACAUGUUGCAGUAUCAGAUAUGUGCUUACUCAUUGGCCAGGAUCUUCCGGUUGAUUCUUUCCAACAAAGACAACUUAAAUAUUGAAGAGUACUCUGUCACACAAACUACCCUCGAUCAGGUUUUUGUGAACUUUGCUAAACAACAGAUGGCGGAUGAGGAAAUUCCUCUACACCCUCGUGCAGCUGGAGCUAAUAGAGAGGUGAAGGUGACCCCUGCUUUCUGUCGGCAGAGAACCACAUAGAGGAGCUGUGUAGCAGCUAAAGCGAAGUCCCAACAGCUGAGGACCAUGAGACACCACAGUACUAUAUUGAAUAUGCCUCUCACAAGCAUAAUAAUUUAAGCAAAGCACAACGUAGCUUGAGGGGCUCUAGCUGGGAACAGUGAUGAGGUCAAUUGAGUAGAUUGGUCAAAAUCUU